ACCCAUUUUAUACCGCCUCCAAUUUUAACAAGGCUUUAAAGUGCGUGCAACAAGUUCAUAAACGCAAACAAGAUAAAAGGCUGAAGUUGUCAAGGUGUAGGUCAUACAUACUUGGAAAUGGAUAAUCUAGCAUGGUGUUUCGUAUUUUUGGCGUAUGUACAUGCCUCAGCUCAACUUCCAGGAAAUUGCGGUCCACCACAGUCUUAUCCGUACACCAAACUUGAUGAGAAGAGAAUAAACAACAACAAUCCCACUAAAGCUUACUACAAAUGCGAUGAGGAUUAUGUCUCAUCCGAUGGCAGUCGCUUUGUCGAGUGUGUACAUGGAACAUGGACAAAAUUAGCACUGAAGUGUAAAAAGAAGUCAUGUGGUCCUCCUCAUCCUCUCCUCAAUGGCCACUUUGUAUAUCAAGGGACUUUAAUAGGAGACCAGGCUCAAGCAGUUUGCAAUGAUGGAUACAAACUGAAAGGGUUCAAUGCAAACAUCAUAUGCAAGAGCACUGGCUGGAGUGGGGAUCAGCCAACUUGUGAAGAGGGAGGGGCUGCCUUGGUGCCAUCUGUCAUGACUACGUGCCAGGAACCCUCCAUAGAUAAAGGUGUGGUGACUGGAGGCAGUGUGUCAGUGUACAGCAUUGGAGCAUCUGUGACCUUCACCUGCUACCCAGGAUUCUCCAUGUCUGGAUCUCAGCAGAUCUCCUGUGGUCCACAAGGCAAAUGGCUGCCUCAGCUCCCUACGUGUCUGAGGUCCAAAGCUUCAUGCAAACCUCGUAACCAGAAGAUAAAUGAAAACACAGUGGUUGUGGGACAGAAGCAGGAGUAUAAAGCUGGAGAUUCUCUGUCCUUCUUUUGUACACAUUUUUUCACUUUGAUUGGAUCACCCACUGUUACAUGUGACUCUAAUGGAACUUGGACCUCUCCCUUUCCGAAGUGCAAAAGAAUGCAGUGCCCAGAAUUGAACAUAACUCACGGAAAACUUUCCAGCAAGCGCAAAAGGGCUGGUGAAGAAAUUACUAUCACCUGUGAUGAAGGAUACCAGUUAAGAGGGGCAGCAAAAGUAGUCUGUUUGAAGGAGGGAAAGUGGAGUGAGGUUCCAACAUGUCAAUCAGAAAACCAACCACAACUUGGCUGUAAACAGCCAGCUUACAUUUCCAGUGCCACCGUAAGUGUCCACUACAGAGAACAGAGUUUCUUUCCUGAGGGAGCCAAGGUUCGUUAUAUGUGUCAUGUCGGGUAUGAAUGGAAAGAAGGCAAUCCGUACCGCACCUGUAAAGGAGGAACUUGGACAGCACUGCAAAUGAUAUGUGAACCUAAAUCCUGUGGUAAUGCUGGAGAGAUUUUGUAUGGCAGCUAUGAUUACACUGGAACACAGUUUGGAGAUACCGUCAAAGCAGUUUGUGAUCAUGGAUAUCAACUUGUUGGACGGUCUACCAGGAGAUGUUUGACUGGAUUCUGGGACGGUCACCCACCUGUCUGUGAAGCUGUGCAGUGUGAAGAUCUCCGUGAGGAUCCCAACAUGGCAAUGACUGACUCCCAAGGACCACCUUAUGUGUAUCAAACUAUGAUUCGCUUCCGGUGUCGCAGAGGUUCACUGGUUGGACAGGAAAGGAUCUACUGUACCGAGGAUGGGACAUGGAGUCACCAGCAGCCAAAAUGCAACUAAGGUUACACAUGGAGUUCUAGAUAAAUAAUAAUAAAAAUACUAAUUACAUCAGUAAUUCUUUAGUGGAAUGUUAAUAGUGUAAAUAAUGUGACUGGUACACUAUACUCUAUUUUUGUAUUUUUCAUUUUAAGAAACUAUUGCAUAUAAAAUGAAAUAAUUAUUUAACCUCAGUUGUCUAUGUUCUCAUUUAGCAGCUCGAAAAGGAAGAAGUGAACAUGUCUGUCUGGCACGUCUGCUUAAAGCAGCUGACAUCAACUGAAAUCAUUAUAUUUAACAGUUACAAUAAUGUAUAACUUCAGGUUCAGUUUUUUACCCAAUAAUAAGCAAAACAUAUUCCUUCAUUAUGACUUAAUAAACAAUCCAAAUGAA
This is a messenger RNA of Hypomesus transpacificus, 2028 nucleotides long. Its product is annotated as sushi, von Willebrand factor type A, EGF and pentraxin domain-containing protein 1-like. The record is from RefSeq and is a predicted model, not a curated record. Bases 118 to 1659 code for a protein of 513 amino acids. The transcript is spliced from 11 exons. NCBI's taxonomy places the organism in Eukaryota, Metazoa, Chordata, Actinopteri, Osmeriformes, Osmeridae.